AUGGGCCUCUUUGAAAGACUGGAUAGAGUGCUUGUGAGCGAGGCAUGGACUAGGGUCUUUGAGGCUACUCGGGUCACAAAUCUCCCACGGAUCGCAUUGGACCACGGCCCAGUUCUAGCACGGUGCAAGACUCCAAACACCACUAAUGGAGGCAAGGCUUUCAGGUUCCAGAAUAUGUGGAUCCGGCAUGGGGGAUUUAUGGAUGUUGUGCAAAAAGCGUGGGAGGAGCCCACGGGGGCGGGUGGUCUCCUAAACAUCCAAAUCAAACAUGCUAGAGUUAAGAGAGCUCUAAAAGAGUGGAACAAAGAGGUUUUCGGGAACAUCCAUGCUAAUCUCAAGAACAAGGAGGAAGCUAUUGCCCUGGCUCAAUCCAAUUUCGAGGCAGCCCUGAGAUGGCUGGCCGAGGGCGACAAGAACACCCGGUUCUAUCAAAGCUGGGUGAAGCAAAAAAGGGUGCGUUUACGUAUUCAUUCGAUUCGUGCGAAUGGACAAGAGCUAACUGAGGAAGCGGAAAUAAAGAAAUCAGCAGUGGACUUCUUCCAACAACUUCUCGCGCCUAGCAACCCGCCCCUCGAUGAGCCGGACCUCGACCUAAUCCAGCAAGCCCACACAGUCGAGCAAUUUGCAGAUAUUGCGAACGCGCCGGAUGCGAACGAGGUCAAGAAUACUGUCAUCUCUCCAAACCAAAGCGGCUUCGUUAAAGGGCGGCUCCUCAAUGAUAAUGCGCUCUUGGCUCAAGAGAUGUUUCAUGAGCUUGCACGAUGCUCCCCAGCGCCAAAUGUAGAGGUGAAGAUUGAUAUGGCUAAAGCCUACGACAGGGUCCAGUGGCCUUUCCUCUUUAAGGUGCUCCGACGCAUGGGUUUCCCGGAUGCAUGGAUCUCGCUUAUGGAGAGGUGUAUAGGCUCGUGUUGGUUCUCGAUUCUUAUCAAUGGGGCACCUUCAGGAUUCUUCAGAUCGACACGGGGACUGCGACAAGGCGACCCGAUAUCCCCUGCGUUGUUUGUGAUUGCUGCAGAGUACCUAUCGCGAGCUCUGGACAAGCUCAUUCUAGGCCAAAAGGAGAUGACCUUCAAAGCCUCCCGGAGAUGCCAACAAGUUAGCCUCCCCAAGAGCAAUUUCUACAUUGCUGACGCACAUGAGCAAUGGGCAAACUCGAUCCAAGAGGAAGGGGGCUUCUCUAGAGGGGACUUCCCGUUCCUCUACUUAGGGGUCCCCAUCUAUCGGGGUGUAAAGCGCACGGACAUGUUCCUUUUCCUCCGAGAAAAGAUUGCAAGACGGAUUUCAGGCUGGGCGCACCGGCACUUAUCUUUUGGAGGGAGGCUCACGCUUAUUAAGAGCACCCUUGCAGCGAUUCCCUUGCAUAUCUUCCAAGCCAUUGAACCCACCGCCGGCACUCUAAAACAUAUUGAUCAACAAAUGGCUCGAUUCUUCUGGGGCUCUACGAGUGAGAGGAAGCGGACCCACUGGAUUGGCUGGGACCAAAUGUGCCUCCCCACUGAUGAAGGGGGGCUCGGGAUCCGUAAAACUAAGGAGGUUCUACGCGCCUUCAACAUUAAACUUUGGUGGCGCUUCCGGGAGCAAAAUUCCCUGUGGGCGAAAUAUAUGAUGGCAAAAUAUUAUUCUAACUCCACGCCCCUUACCCUGAGAUUGCCGAGCAGGAGUAGCCCGACGUGGAGGAGGCUGUCGAGAGCCUGGACCCUCGCACAACCACACAUUAGGUGGCUGGUGGGACAAGGAAACAUCUAUUUUUGGGACGAUAUCUGGGUCGGCAACGCCCCACUCAAGGAGCUCAGCCUUGAUGAAAGGGGAAGACCAACCACGCGGGCGUCGGAGUUCAUUAGGAAUGGCGUCUGGGAUGUACCUAAGCUCCAACUUCUUCAUGACCAGGCCGGCCUCCCACAACACAUCAUUGAUCGCAUCAUCAAUAUCCCAAUCCUCCAUGGUGAACAGGAUAUCCCGAGGUGGACCCUUUCCAAUCACGGGGAAUUCACGAUGGCCACGACGUGGGAAACAAUCCGAGGACAACACCCGACCAUUCAGGGGCUGAGUGAUGAUUCUAAAGCUUUGGGGAUGAAUUUUAAGGCAGCAAACUCCAACGGGAAGAUAUGGUUUUUUGUGGAGGAAGGGGCGGAUUUUGAGGUGGUGGACGACUCGGACCAAAUACUCCAUGGGAAAUGCCCGCGGCUACCUUAUUCCAUUAUGGUGUCGGCCGUGUACGCAAAGUGUACUAGGGGAGAACGAGUUGCGCUUUGGGACAAAAUGAGAGAAAUUUCAGUAAACACCGAAGGGAUGCCUUGGAUCAUUGGCGGGAAUUUUAACACCAUCCUCUCUACACCAGAUAGGGCAGGAAGUGACACUAAUCGACAAACGGAGAUGAUCGACUUCGCCAAAGCAAUCGAGGACUGCAGAAUACUUAACCCAGGCUACGACGGGUCGGACUUUACGUGGGCCAAGAAUGGCCUCUUCGAAAGACUAGAUCGGGUGUUGGUAAAUUAA
This is a messenger RNA of Salvia splendens (bonfire salvia), 2496 nucleotides long. RefSeq lists its product as uncharacterized. NCBI's taxonomy places the organism in Eukaryota, Viridiplantae, Streptophyta, Magnoliopsida, Lamiales, Lamiaceae. The record is from RefSeq and is a predicted model, not a curated record. The transcript is spliced from 5 exons. Bases 1 to 2496 code for a protein of 831 amino acids.